Molecule: messenger RNA, 1475 nt
Organism: Peromyscus eremicus (cactus mouse)
Lineage: Eukaryota; Metazoa; Chordata; Mammalia; Rodentia; Cricetidae
Product: elongin-C-like
Exons: 1
Coding region: 164-604 (146 amino acids)
Biological process (GO): ubiquitin-dependent protein catabolic process
Cellular component (GO): elongin complex
Molecular function (GO): protein-macromolecule adaptor activity
Source: RefSeq, a predicted model, not a curated record
UAAAGGAACUGGAGACAGAAUCAUGAAAAUUGGAGAGUUAGAGGGAAAACCUGGAUAAAAUUUUCUCUCUCAAGCCAAAUAAGAAAUAAACUUUCAAGAAAGUAAUUGACUGGUGAUCUUGGGCAUUUUCAACCCAUAAAGUGUCCAGUGGAGGAGAACAACAAUGCACUUCCUACAGACACAAGUUAUUUGCAGACUGUGUCUUCACCUUGCCAGGAAGCUACUAAAGUUCCUGUGGGAUCAAGUAGAAUUUCGUAAGAACAUAAUGGAUGGAGAGGAGAAAGCCUACGGUGGCUGUGAAGGCCCUGACGCCAUGUAUGUCAAAUUAAUAUCUUCUGAUAGGCAUGAAUUUAUUGUAAAAAGAGAACAUGCAUUAACAUUAGGAACAAAAAAGGCCAUGUUGAGUGGACCAGGGCAGUUUGCUGAGAAUGAAACCAAUGAGGUCAAUUUCAGAGAGAUCCCUUUGCAUGUACUAUUGAAAGUAUGCAUGUAUUUUACCUACAAGGUCCACUACACUAACAGCUCCACUGAGAUUCCUGAAUUCCCAAAUGCACCUGAAAUUGCACUGGAGCUGCUUAUGGCUGCCAACUUCCUAGAUUGUUAAAUAGAAUAAAUUAUAAUAAACUGUUCAUUUUUUCAGUAUUUAAUACCUGUAGUUCAGUUAAUCAUUUUUCCACAUAUAGCGUGUUGCCUGUAUGAAAUUCAACUUUAAAGUUAAUUGCUGAGCAGAUUCCUUCUGUCAUUUGUAUAGCAGAGUUGAAAUUUGUUUACUACAUCAACAAAUUAAGGAUGUUCACAAGCCAAGAAAUAAACAAAUAAUGCCAGUUUGUAGGUGGUUUGCUUUCUCCUUUGGAUGUGACCUUUAAAAUUAUAAGUAAUAUAGCAAAUCCUGGGAUGUAAGCAUAAAUGAACAUAUUCUACAGGUAAAUACAGGGGCUAAGUAUUUUAAGUAUUUUUAUGUUUUUAGUGAUUUUUUUAAGAAACAGUUCUGAUCUUACAGCCACUGAACAUUACUAGAGUUAUGCAAAUAAUUACAUGAAAAAUAAUGUUUAUAACUUAGCCAGACCUUGAUUUUUGUAAUUCAGAAUAAGAGUUGAAAUUUCUUAUGUGUUUUUUGAUAAACUGCAAUAUUGUUUAAUUGCAAAAAAAAAAAGUAUCCAGUGGAGUUCUCUGAAGCCUAGUACAGUGGUGUGACACAUAGACAAGCCAGGUUUGGGAGAUAAAAUAUAUAUACAGGUUUGAAAAAAGCCACAUGUGCAACCAAGGGAAAGUGAAGAAUUAUACCUGGGGUGUCAGUAGAUAACCAAGACAGAGCUGUAACUUAGCAACUAGAGCAUACUUACCUCAAGGCAGGGCAAGGAGUCUAAAAAUAUAUAGCAACAAAAACUGAACAAAGGAGGUAUUCAUUACUUAAGGCAUAAAUGAAAACAGUGUAAGUGGUGUACAGUUAGCAAGGCUCAGACCUUCUUAGACCU